AUGGACGAUCCCUCCGAUUGUAGUUGGACAUGGCCCUUCUGGAAAUUCGGGCUGAAGAAGGACGACCUGUUCGGCGCUCUCCAUGAACGCUAUAACACGGUCCCUUCCCCUAUCCUUGACCCCGAAGCCUUCCACCACGACGUCUACGAGUUAUCUCAGAAAGCCGCCAACCCCGAUGAGUUCCACAACCUCCUCCAGUCGCGCAAGGAACAACGCCUUCGCGAGCUGAACGAGACGCUCGAGUCGGCCGCUGUCGAGAUCAUCGCUAACCCGACCCUCAUCGGUACGGAGCAGUGGCAGUACGCUGUCCAACUCUUCCGCACCAAGUCGCUGGACUCACUCGUCCGCUAUUACGCAUCAUACCUCCCAUCUGAUCACCCCUGGUACAAGUCGGCGAGCUCGUCGACGAGCUCCGAGACGGGUAGCGUUGGGUCGCUGACGGACUCGCACGGCUCGUUUGAGGACGAGGAAGAAGAAAUCCCGUUCAUGGAUGAGCCGUUUGAGUACCCCAGCUACCCUAAACAGGCUGCUCCUCUUUCUCCUCGAUCCAUGACGAUGUGCUCCGACUCAUCGGUUGCCUCGCCGAUUGGCGCGUCCCAUCACGAGUUCGAUUUCGAGGAACAAUCCACGCCUGCCCGAACACUCUCCUUUUCCGAAUCUGAACCGGACUGCUGUGCGAUGUCUACGUCCGGCUCGCCCUGCGGUUGCGAGGAAGAUUCGAACCAGUCAUCCACAUCUACGACCGCGUCCAGGUCGGUUACCCAUGGUGGUGAGCAUAUCGCUGCCACCCCCUCUACAGAACCAUCAACUUCGGGAGCGGCCACACUCCCAAAGCACACUCUCGAUACCACAGACUCUGAAACACCAACACCCAAACCCGAAACACAUACCACAUCAUCAUUCUUUGCCGAUACGAAGGCGACACCCAGCCAACAACGGCGACACCGCAGUUUAUCACCAUCACGCCCACACCCCCUCUCGGAGCGCGAUCUGGACCAGGUUCUUAGCGCGCACCGCGAUCCUCGCAACGCACAGCGUUUGCAGCUUAGUCGGAGGGAAAAGGGGAAAGAGAGGGAACGUGAGCGGGAAUGUAGCCCAGCUAUGCACAGGCGAAGAAGAGGAAGCCCAGGUGAAUCAAGUACCAGGAUACAGAAACCGCUGGCCGAGGUGGGACGGUCAAGGCCGCGGACCCGGAAGUGGGCGGAAGGCAGCUAG
Dichotomopilus funicola is the source of this 1215-nucleotide messenger RNA. RefSeq lists its product as uncharacterized. Lineage: Eukaryota; Fungi; Ascomycota; Sordariomycetes; Sordariales; Chaetomiaceae. The coding region runs from base 1 to 1215 and encodes 404 amino acids. The record is from RefSeq and is a predicted model, not a curated record. The transcript has a single exon.